Messenger RNA from Plodia interpunctella (Indianmeal moth), 2315 nucleotides. RefSeq names its product innexin inx7-like. NCBI's taxonomy places the organism in Eukaryota, Metazoa, Arthropoda, Insecta, Lepidoptera, Pyralidae. Gene Ontology annotation, cellular component: plasma membrane; gap junction. The record is from RefSeq and is a predicted model, not a curated record. Bases 327 to 1550 code for a protein of 407 amino acids. The transcript has 7 exons. Gene Ontology annotation, molecular function: gap junction channel activity. Gene Ontology annotation, biological process: phototransduction.
UUUAUCGAUAUAGAUACUUCUCGGUGUCAACUGUAAAAUUACUUCUCGGAAUUAUUUAUUUAGUGAGGGCUUCAAUUAAAUAUUUUCAAGUGGUUAAAGUGAUAAUAAUCCAGUUUAUUCGCAACUGUGUGAAAGGAUACACCAUCCAUUUUAUUGAAGUGUAAAAAAAAAAGAAUAUUAAGUUUUCUAAAAACUGGCCAGGCCAGUGAGAAAAAAAAAUUUUAGAAAUUUAAAAAUUCAUUUUACUUAAUUUAGUGUUUAAAAUAAAAACAAUAAAUUUUAUAAAAACUGGUCAGUAAGAAAAAAAAAUAUUAGAAAUUUAAAAAAUGAUCGCAAAAUCAUUGGAUUCUGCCGUCAAAGCUUUCAAACCACAAAUAAAAGGGUCCAUAGGCAAACCAAUCAUAGAGAAUAUCAUCUUUAGACUCCACACCAAGUUCACUGCACUUCUGCUUUUUGCCUUUUUCUUCUUGGUCUGCACAAGGGAGUACUUUGGUGACCACAUCAAAUGUCUGAAGGGCGAUGGGAAACUCGAGGAGAAGAUGGUCAACAAUUAUUGCUUCUUCAUGACAACCUAUACUAUUGUAACAAAUGAUAACCGCCAUUUGCAAGAAGGCAACAUUCCACACCCAGGCAUGGGCCCAGUCCAGGAGAAGGACAGAAUCGUGAAGCAUAAGUACUACCAAUGGGUACCAUUCGUGCUUUUCUUCCAGUGCGUCUGCUUCUAUAUACCGCAUUUGAUCUGGAAGAAGGAAGAAGGUGGUAGGAUGAAAGCGCUGGUGUCCUGUCUUCACUACGCACGACUGGCUCAUAUGAAUGAGAAUGAGGUAAAAGUCUUAGACAAAGCGGUGCCAUCUAAGAGCGCUUUGAGGAAAACGGUUGAGGUUAUCGGCAAAGAUGUCAUGCUUAGGUUACAAGUAACCCGCUCCUGGUCAAUUUGUCUUAUAACGAUGGAAGUCCUCAACUUAUUGCAUCUAAUCAUACAGAUUUGGAUCACCAAUAGUUUUCUGGGAGGAAACUUUCUGACACUGGGGAGUGAUUGGUGGAAUUACGACUACAGAGACCAAAAUGCGACUGAUCCAUUGGAGAUUUUGUUCCCUAUGAUGACCAAAUGCAUUUUCAAUAAGUUCGGUCCGAGUGGCACUAUCAUCCACCACGACAUCAUGUGUGUGAUGUCCCUUAACGUCCUUUACGAGAAGAUCUAUACCAUUUUGUGGUUCUGGUUCUUAAUUCUCAUGAUGUUGUCUUUACUGGCCGUCAUCUGGCGGAUCGCAAGCUACAACCUGUACAGACGGACACCGAGGAUGACCCAGCUAUUAUACCGGAGAGUGACGCCAGGGCGGCUUCACGUCGAUGUCAUAGCUUACGUCAUCAAGCGUUGUCAUUACGCCGAUUGGCUGUUCCUGUACUAUUUGGCGAAGAACAUGCCUGGAUUUCUGUUUGAGGAAUUGUUCAAUAGACUUUACGAUGAACUGAAACAGCAGGAAGGUGAUUCAAAAAGUAGUGCAGACGAUGGAAAUGGACCUUUAUUAGACUUGGAUGACGAUAAAUAAAGACUGCGACUAUGAAGUAUUUUCCUAACCCUUAUACUAAUCCUGACUAAUAUUAAAAAUGCGAAAGAACUUUUUUGUUACGUCUUCGUAUAUACGUUCCAAAUACUCUACCUAUCUUUUUGAAAUUUCGCAUAGGUACACGUAGUUUGUAUGGAGUAGGUACCUUUCAUCCCGGAAUAAUAACCGUUCCCGUGGGAAAUUCACGCGGGCGAAGCCUCAGGUAAAAACUAAACAAUACAACUACAGGAAAUCUGAGAUUUGACUAUGAAAUUCAAGCGGGCGAAGCCGCGGGCAAAAGCUAGUAUGUAAUAUAAUGUCAAGUUUCAUAAAAAAGUAAAUUUUAAUAUCUAUACUGAUCCAUAAUAAAAUUAUAAAGAUUUGUAUUUUUGUUUGUCUAAAACUUCUAGGUCGAUUUUGAUGCAAUUUGGCAUAGAGAUAGACGAAAACUUCAGGCUUCUAAAUUAUUAUCGUUAUACCUGAUCGAAGCCGGGACGGUACGCUAGUCAUUCAUAUAGUUAAUAAUGAUGUUAACCAAAAAAAAAACUAGAAUUGUUUCUGUCAAUUAACCCAAAGAUCAUAUUUGUUUAAUGAUUCGCACAAACAGACAAACAAGAUCGUACUUAAAGAAGACGUAGAGAUUGAAUUAUCGCGUGCCAAAUGUUGUAGUCUAAGAGCUAGGACUGACUAUUUUUUAUAUAAUAAAAUUUUAUUCAAUGUAAAUUCUUAUACAUGAAUCAUAGUUAAAAUAAAAAUGCCUAAUGAUUU